Messenger RNA from Grammomys surdaster, 3166 nucleotides. It is a transcript of the gene Drp2, whose product is annotated as dystrophin related protein 2. NCBI's taxonomy places the organism in Eukaryota, Metazoa, Chordata, Mammalia, Rodentia, Muridae. Gene Ontology annotation, molecular function: zinc ion binding; protein binding. Gene Ontology annotation, biological process: synaptic signaling; central nervous system development. The record is from RefSeq and is a predicted model, not a curated record. The coding region runs from base 267 to 3140 and encodes 957 amino acids. Gene Ontology annotation, cellular component: plasma membrane. The transcript has 24 exons.
UGCUUUUCAGGCUCUUCCGCUUUGCUCUUCUGCUUCUAAUGAAUUGAAAUCUCCGCGAGCCGCCACGGCUCUGGUACUUUUACAAAACUGUCCUUGCUCUCUCUGCAUUCGUCCAGUCAAGGGUAUCUCUGCCUGAGAGGCAGCCUAGCCUGGGCCUCCCAGCUUCCAGCUACAGCCUGCUUCGCAGACCUGACGGAAUCAGAAGGGGUUCAAUGCUCCGCAGUUGGUCUACUGCCAACCCUCCCCCUCCAUGAGCCUUGGUUCUGAUGCAACCUUUGGUCAUGCAGGGAUGCCCUUACACCCUCCCACGAUGUCAUGAGUGGCAUGCUGCUGACAGGUUUCAUCACAGCAGCAGCCUCCGAAACACUUGUCCCCAGCCUCAGGUUAGAGCUGCAGUCACCAUCCCUGCAUCACCUUGGGAUGGUGCUGGGGAUCCCUGCCUAAGUCCAAAGCUCUUGAACGGGUCUGUUGGAGCCAUUGGCCCCCUGGAACCAUCAGCCAUGAAUCUGUGUUGGAAUGAAAUAAAAAAGAAGUCUCACAACCUCCGCGCUCGCCUAGAAGCCUUCUCAGACCACAGUGGAAAACUUCAGCUCCCGCUCCAAGAGAUUAUUGACUGGCUCAGCCAAAAGGAUGAGGAAUUGUCAGCUCAGCUGCCCUUGCAAGGGGAUGUGGCCCUGGUACAACAGGAGAAGGAGACACAUGCAGCCUUCAUGGAAGAAGUCAAGUCUAAAGGCCCCUAUAUCUACUCUGUGCUGGAAUCUGCUCAGGCUUUCCUGUCCCAGCACCCAUUUGAGGAAUUAGAGGAGUGUCAUUCUGAGAGCAAAGAUACCUCCCCUAGACAGCGUAUUCAAAACCUUAGUCGCUUUGUGUGGAAGCAGGCAACAGUGGCCAGUGAACUGUGGGAGAAACUGACAGCCCGCUGUGUGGAUCAGCAUCGCCACAUUGAGCAUACUCUGGAACAUCUGUUGGAGAUCCAAGGGGCAAUGGAGGAAUUAAGCAGUACUUUGACCCAAGCAGAGGGAGUCCGAGCCACGUGGGAGCCCAUAGGGGAUCUCUUUAUUGAUUCCCUCCCAGAGCAUAUCCAAGCCAUCAAGUUAUUCAAAGAAGAAUUCUCUCCUGUGAAAGAUGGGGUGAAGUUAGUGAAUGAUCUGGCCCACCAGCUUGCCAUCUCAGAUGUACACUUGUCAAUGGAGAAUUCAAGGGCUCUGGAACAGAUCAACAUCCGCUGGAAACAGCUCCAGGUGGCAGUUGCUGAGAGGCUUAAGCAGCUCCAGGAUGCCCACCGGGACUUUGGGCCUGGGUCACAGCACUUCCUCUCCACUUCUGUCCAAGUUCCCUGGGAACGAGCAAUUUCUCCCAAUAAGGUCCCCUACUACAUCAACCACCAGGCUCAGACCACAUGCUGGGACCAUCCCAAGAUGACUGAGUUAUACCAAACCCUAGCUGAUCUGAACAACAUUAAGUUCUCAGCUUACCGCACUGCCAUGAAGCUCCGCAGAGUCCAGAAGGCCCUGCGCCUGGAUCUGGUAACUUUAACUACAGCUCUGGAGAUCUUCAAUGAGCACGACUUGCAGGCCAGUGAACAUGUAAUGGAUGUGGUGGAGGUCAUUCACUGCUUGACUGCCUUGUAUGAACGACUGGAGGAGGAAAGAGGCAUCCUGGUCAAUGUGCCACUGUGUGUAGACAUGAGCCUCAACUGGCUCCUCAAUGUUUUUGAUAGUGGUCGCAGUGGAAAGAUGCGAGCAUUGUCCUUUAAGACUGGUAUCGCAUGCCUGUGUGGCACCGAAGUGAAAGAAAAACUUCAGUAUCUCUUCAGCCAAGUGGCCAAUUCAGGCAGCCAGUGUGACCAACGCCAUCUCGGUGCCCUGCUUCAUGAAGCCAUUCAAGUGCCCCGUCAGCUGGGUGAAGUGGCAGCAUUUGGGGGCAGCAAUGUGGAGCCCAGUGUCCGUAGUUGCUUUCGCUUUAGCACUGGCAAGCCAGUCAUUGAAGCGUCCCAAUUCCUGGAGUGGGUCAACUUGGAGCCCCAGUCUAUGGUGUGGCUGGCUGUUCUGCAUCGGGUCACCAUCGCUGAGCAAGUGAAGCAUCAGACCAAGUGCUCUAUCUGUAGACAGUGCCCCAUCAAAGGGUUCAGGUACCGGAGUCUGAAACAGUUUAACGUGGAUAUCUGCCAGACCUGCUUCUUGACAGGCAGGGCCAGCAAAGGCAACAAGCUGCACUAUCCCAUCAUGGAGUAUUACACACCGACCACAUCCAGUGAAAAUAUGAGGGACUUUGCCACAACCUUAAAGAAUAAAUUCCGAUCCAAGCAAUAUUUCAGCAAACACCCUCAGCGAGGUUACCUGCCUGUGCAGUCAGUACUGGAGAGCGACUGCAGUGAGACACCUGCUUCUUCCCCGAUGUUGCCACAUGCUGACACACACUCUCGAAUUGAGCAUUUUGCCAGCAGGCUUGCCGAGAUGGAAAGUCAAAAUUGUUCCUUUUUUAAUGACAGCCUGUCCCCGGAUGACAGCAUAGAUGAGGACCAGUACCUGUUGCGACACUCCAGCCCCAUCACAGACCGAGAGCCAGCCUUUGGACAGCAGGCUCCGUGCAGCAUGGCGACAGAAAGCAAGGGGGAACUAGAGAAGAUCCUGGCCCAUUUAGAGGAUGAGAACCGGAUUCUCCAGGGAGAGCUGAGGCGCCUGAAAUGGCAGCAUGAAGAAGCAGCCGAGGCACCUACCCUGGCUGAGGGGUCCGCUGAAGCAACCCCAGACCACCGCAAUGAAGAGCUUCUGGCUGAAGCCAGGAUCCUGCGGCAGCACAAGAGUCGGCUGGAGACACGCAUGCAGAUCCUUGAAGACCACAACAAGCAGUUAGAGUCUCAACUGCAACGCCUGAGGGAGCUGCUCCUGCAGCCACCCACAGAAUCAGAUGGCAAUGGCUCUGCUGGCUCAUCCCUAGCUUCCUCUCCACGCCAGUCAGAAAGCAGUCAUCCCCGGGAGAAGGGACAGACGACUCCAGACACUGAGGUUGCAGAUGAUGUUGGGUCAAAGAGUCAGGAUGUCAGCCUAUGCUUAGAAGACAUCAUGGAGAAGCUCCGCCAUGCCUUUCCCAGUGUGCGAAGCUCUGAUGUGACUGCAAACACUCUGCUGGCCUCUUGAUGGAGUCAGAUCCCCAUCCUGUAGUU